AUGGCGGAGGUUAAGCGUCUCGAGCUACUCGGCGAAAAAACUCUGCAUCAAACGGUGAAUCCAGAACUUUUCGUAUACUGUUCAUCGAUGGAUUUGAUAGCGUUGGGUAGUACUGAUCAGCAAGUUUUGAUCUAUCGUCUGAACGGACAGAGAGUCUACGGGGCUGCACAAAAGGUCAAUACUCUUCGUGUUGAAAAGAUCAGCUGGAAACCAAAUGGCCAUUUACUGGCAAUCGCUUGGAGUGAUGGGUCUGUACGUCUCGUUGGUGCUGAAAGCACAAAGGUGGUCCACCACUUCUAUACAACUACAGAUGAUCAAGAGUUCUCGGGUGUCACGUGCAUGAGUUGGAGUUCGAAUACCAUCGGUAGAAGAGUUGAGGGUAAAGGCUCGAAGCUUGUCCCAGAUACUUUGAAGAAUAUAUUUAAAGAUGAGUCGGAAUUAUCUGAAGGGAGGGCGGUUUUGGACUUGCCAAGAGACCUCGCUCUUCUUGACAUUGAACAUAGCCUGCCAAAGCUAAGUGUUCUCCCUGCAGGAGGAACCUCAGAUGAGGUUUUUAGUUCCAGAUCAUCUCUAGAUUCGCUUUUCCGUCCAUUUGACCCAGAAGAUAACGACAUGGCCGAUGUCAUGGUCGUUGGGACGAAGGAGGGCAAUAUCCAUUUGAGUAUUUACGACUCAUUUGUUGUAGGAUAUUUCAAGGCUCCAGUGAUCGUUCAGAGACGCCCAGCAUAUCUUGUUUCACAUGCGUCCCAUAAAUUAUAUUCAACGCAUGCAUUGCUCAUGAAAACCAGUGAAUCUGAAGAAAGGUUCUAUUUCGUCCCAAUGGAUCUUCGCUUCUUAUCUGCCUCGAGCGAGUACCUCUCUAUCCUUGCGUCUCGGUCAACAGCUCUGGAGAAUCUUCUCCGGUACAUCAAUCAAAUACGAAGUCUUAUGCUUGCCGAAUGGAAGUCAACACAAGAAUUACCCAGCAGAUUCCUCCUAAAUAUCAAUGAAACUCUUGCGGAACAAGGAGAUCGGGAUAUUGUACAGGCACUUUAUCAUUCAGUCGCAACUGGCCAUACUUUCCCGACUGUACGCGAGUGGCUUGUGGAUGAGCUGACAGAAAGAGGUCAUAAAAGAUGGGAUAAAACCGUGGUAUCAGGUCUAGAAAACCUACGACGUUUGGUUCAUGAGAAUAUGAUUCCGGCUCUUGACCGUUGUUCUGUUAUUCUAAGCCGAUUGAAUGGGAUUGCGAAAUUUCAGGGUCCUGAUUCUUCAUUGGGUUUCUCCAGUGCUCAGAUUACUUCAAUAAUGGAUACGGUCGCAUCUCUGCAUCUUGUUUCUGCCAAAAUUUUACUCCAGGUGGUAGAUGAGCUUGAACUCUUUACCUCGUUUUCUGCUUGGCUACGUUACGAGAUCGAUAGACUGGCAUCUGAUGCGUCUUCUUCACAUAAUGAUGAUGCUGCUGAGAAAGAGACUUCGAUCGAUCACAGUAAAGUACUACUCUACAUCCAAACAGUGAUGACUAACAGUCCAUUGGCGGCUUUUAUCGGCGAAAUCACACUUGAAGACUACGAUGAUGAAAGUGCGCAUAUAGGAAAGGGCGUUCAAGUAUUCGAUUUGCUCACAAGACAGUUGGAAAAGCAAGAGCAAGGUCUGAAAUACAGGAAGACUUUGCCACAAGUAGAAUUCCUCUGCAAAUAUUUGAGGAUCCAAGCAGCUGCUAUCUUUACUCAAAUUGCAGACGCUGAAAAGAGCAAUGUCAUCUUCGGCAAGGCAAGUGAACUCGGAAUGGCCCAAAAGAAUGUGCCUAUCGAGAUGAAGAUGAAUAUAAUUGAUCGUAAUGCUUGCUAUAAUUAUAUUGCUUUUGUGCCAAAAGGAUCCUUAAAUAAAGUUCAAAUCAUUCAGGUAGAACUUUCCAUCGAGAACGGUAUUAGCACUGUGCGCAGCACGAAUUCGUCUAUUCUUCAGCUUGGCGAUGGGCAAAUCAAGGACCUCAAAUUCAUGGACGACAGCAUCAUACUUGUAUUAUGGGAGGCCAAUGGAAAGUGCAACCUUCUCGGAAUACCCUACAAGAUGGGAGGAGAUCAUAUAAAGUAUCAAUCUCAUCGAAUCUCCGCAAGUCGCUCCAAGGCAAUCAUUUUGAGUAACGAGGAAGUAAUUGAUAACUUCCUGCUAAAUGAAUUUGCAGGCGAAGGGUCAAUUAUUCCAGAAAAAAUGAUGAUUCGACCACAAAUUGGGACCAAAAAUAAUGACGACACGAAGAGAUUAGUGAUUUUGGCCAAAGAUAGCCUUCAUUAUAAAGUUUUUAAAUGGGUUGGAGCACCCUCUGAUAAAAAUAUUGCCGAGGAUAUUCCAAUGUCUUGA
Molecule: messenger RNA, 2343 nt
Organism: Sclerotinia borealis F-4128
Lineage: Eukaryota; Fungi; Ascomycota; Leotiomycetes; Helotiales; Sclerotiniaceae
Source: the annotation of a GenBank genome assembly